GAGGAAUAUUUUUCUGUUUUGCAAGAAAGUUCCUUGUAACUUCUUGUGGUUUUGGACCUUGCUUUUUCUCUAUAUAAAUUCUUCUCCUACGCUCCCACACCAUCAAUGAUGUUCAACCCAUCUAAUACCUACUAAUUUUCUCUACUCAUCAAGAACUUCCCAGCUUGCUUUCAUAUUGGUUUUGAUAUUAAAUACACAAAAAUGGGGGUUGGAGAUUACUGGUCUGAUUUAAUGGGAAGUGGGAAUGGCAACCACCAACACAACAACAAGAACAAGAACAAGAAGCAAUUACAGACCGUGGAGCUGAAGGUGAUGAUGGAUUGUGACGGCUGUGUGCUCAAGGUUAGGAAAACUCUCUCUUCAUUAGAUGGAGUAGAAUCGGUGGAGAUAAACAGGAAGCAGCAGAAAGUAACAGUAACUGGUUAUGUGGAACCAAACAAGGUCUUAAAGAAGGCCAAGUCAACAGGGAAAAAGGCUGAGAUUUGGCCUUACGUGCCUUUCAACAUGGUGGCUAAUCCAUAUACUGUUCAAGCUUAUGACAAGAAGGCUCCUCCGGGAUAUGUGAGGAGAGUGGACAACUCUGCUGCCACCAUAGGAACAGUGACAACAGCAUAUGCAGAUUCAUACACCACCAUGUUCAGUGAUGAAAACCCAAAUGCAUGUUCUAUCAUGUAGACACUAGAGUCUAGAAAGAUUAUUAUUAUGAGAAAAAAUAAAUUAAAAGUAGUGGUGUUUUACUUUUUUCUCACGGCACUGUAAAUUUUCAAGUUUUAAAUAUAUAUAGUUUGCUUUA
Glycine soja is the source of this 793-nucleotide messenger RNA. Its product is annotated as heavy metal-associated isoprenylated plant protein 23-like. The transcript has 2 exons. The record is from RefSeq and is a predicted model, not a curated record. NCBI's taxonomy places the organism in Eukaryota, Viridiplantae, Streptophyta, Magnoliopsida, Fabales, Fabaceae. The coding region runs from base 202 to 675 and encodes 157 amino acids. Gene Ontology annotation, molecular function: metal ion binding.